AUGCACUUCACGUGGGACAUCUUCCCGCCAGCAGGAAAUCCAGAUCCAGAUCUGGCCUGGCAGGUGCAAGCUCUCUUCCGCGGGGGGCGUCUCCUGAGGCUGGCCCCCACACGGCAGGCUCAGGUGGCCCUCAGCCGCGACGACCCGAGCCGGGGCCAAGGCACUGAUUCCGGCAGCGAGGUGCUCCCCGACUCCUUCCCCUCGGCGCCGGCUGAGCCCCUGCCCCACUUCCUGCAGGAGCCACAGGAUGCCUACAUCGUGAAGAACAAGCCCGUGGAGCUGCGCUGCCGUGCCUUCCCCGCCACACAGAUCUACUUCAAGUGUAACGGCGAGUGGGUCAGCCAGAAUGACCACGUCAUGCAGGAGGGCCUGGAUGAGGCCACGGGCCUGCGGGUACGAGAGGUACAGAUCGAGGUGUCGCGGCAGCAGGUGGAGGAGCUGUUCGGGCUGGAGGAUUACUGGUGCCAGUGCGUGGCCUGGAGCUCCGCGGGCACCACCAAGAGUCGCCGGGCCUACGUCCGCAUCGCAUACCUGCGCAAGAACUUCGAUCAGGAGCCUCUGGGCAAGGAGGUGCCCCUGGACCAGGAGGUUCUCCUACAGUGCCGCCCACCAGAGGGCGUGCCUGUGGCUGAGGUAGAAUGGCUCAAGAAUGAGGACAUCAUCGACCCCACCCAGGACACCAACUUCCUGCUCACCAUCGACCACAACCUCAUCAUCCGCCAGGCCCGCCUGGCAGAUACGGCCAACUACACCUGUGUGGCCAAGAACAUCGUGGCCAAGCGUCGCAGCACCACUGCCACGGUCAUUGUCUUCGUGAACGGUGGCUGGUCCAGCUGGGCGGAGUGGUCACCCUGCUCCAACCGCUGCGGCCGUGGCUGGCAGAAACGUACACGGACCUGCACCAACCCGGCCCCGCUCAACGGAGGCGCCUUCUGCGAGGGCCAGGCCUUCCAAAAGACCGCCUGCACCACCGUGUGCCCAGUGGACGGAGCGUGGACGGAGUGGAGCAAGUGGUCAGCCUGCAGCACUGAGUGUGCCCACUGGCGCAGCCGCGAGUGCAUGGCGCCCCCGCCCCAGAACGGAGGCCGAGACUGCAGCGGGACCCUGCUCGACUCCAAGAACUGCACCGACGGGCUGUGCAUACAGAAUAAGAAAACUCUAAGUGACCCCAAAAGCCACCUGCUGGAGACCUCGGGGGACGUGGCGCUGUACGCGGGCCUCGUGGUGUCCAUCUUCGUCGUCGUGGGCGUCGUCAUGGUGGUGGGGGUGGUGGUUUACCGCCGCAACUGCCGGGACUUUGACACGGACAUCACCGACUCGUCGGCUGCCCUCACUGGCGGCUUCCACCCCGUCAACUUCAAGACUGCAAGGCCCAACAAUCCACAGCUCCUGCACCCAUCCGUGCCUCCGGACCUCACGGCCAGUGCCGGCAUCUACCGCGGGCCCGUGUAUGCCCUGCAGGACUCCGCCGACAAGAUCCCCAUGACCAACUCGCCCCUGCUGGACCCCCUGCCCAGUCUCAAGAUCAAGGUCUACAACUCCAGCACCACCGGCUCGGGGCCAGGCCUGCCAGAUGCGGCUGACCUGCUGGGGGUCCUGCCGCCCGGCACGUAUUCCGGCGACUACACCCGGGAUGCCCACUUACUGCACCUGCGCAGUGCCAGCCUCGGCUCCCAGCAGCUCCUGGGCCUGCCCCGAGACCCGGGGAGCAGCGUCAGCGGCACUUUUGGCUGCCUGGGUGGGAGGCUCAGCAUCCCGGGCACAGGGGUCAGCCUGCUGGUACCCAAUGGAGCCAUCCCCCAGGGCAAGUUCUACGAGAUGUACCUCCUUAUCAACAAGGCAGAAAACACCCUCCCAACCUGGGAGGUGGUGACCCUGGACGAGGAAACCCUGAACACGCCCUGCUACUGCCAGCUGGAGGCCAGGUCCUGCCACAUCCUGUUGGACCAGCUGGGCACCUACGUGUUCACGGGUGAGUCCUAUUCCCGCUCGGCAGUCAAGCGUCUCCAGCUGGCCAUCUUCGCCCCUGCCCUCUGCACCUCCCUGGAGUAUAGCCUCAGGGUCUACUGCCUAGAGGACACGCCCGUAGCACUGAAGGAGGUGCUGGAACUGGAGCGGACCCUGGGUGGCUACCUAGUGGAAGAGCCAAAACCCCUGCUGUUUAAAGACAGUUACCACAAUCUGCGCCUGUCUCUGCACGACAUCCCCCAUGCCCACUGGAGAAGCAAGCUGCUGGCCAAGUACCAGGAGAUCCCCUUCUAUCACAUUUGGAGUGGCAACCAGAAGGCCCUGCACUGCACCUUCACCCUGGAGAGGCACAGCCUGGCCUCCACAGAGCUCUCCUGCAAGAUCUGUGUGCGGCAGGUGGAAGGAGAGGGCCAGAUCUGCCAGCUGCACACCACGCUGGCAGAGACACCUGCUGGCUCCCUGGACGCCUUCUGCUCUGCCCCUGGCAGCACGGUCACCACCCAGCUGGGACCCUACGCCUUCAAGAUUCCACUGUCCAUCCGCCAGAAGAUAUGCAACAGCCUGGAUGCCCCCAACUCGCGGGGCAAUGACUGGCGGCUAUUGGCGCAGAAGCUCUCCAUGGACCGGUACCUGAACUACUUUGCCACCAAAGCGAGCCCCACGGGUGUAAUCCUGGACCUCUGGGAAGCUCUGCAGCAGGAUGACGGGGACCUCAACAGCCUGGCGAGUGCCUUGGAGGAGAUGGGCAAGAGUGAGAUGCUGGUGGCCAUGGCCACUGACGGGGACUGCUGA
Puma concolor (puma) is the source of this 2760-nucleotide messenger RNA. The record is from RefSeq and is a predicted model, not a curated record. Lineage: Eukaryota; Metazoa; Chordata; Mammalia; Carnivora; Felidae.